Messenger RNA from Danio aesculapii, 4643 nucleotides. RefSeq names its product cylindromatosis (turban tumor syndrome), a (gene cyld). The transcript has 17 exons. Gene Ontology annotation, cellular component: cytosol. Bases 479 to 3334 code for a protein of 951 amino acids. Gene Ontology annotation, molecular function: cysteine-type deubiquitinase activity; K63-linked deubiquitinase activity. The record is from RefSeq and is a predicted model, not a curated record. Lineage: Eukaryota; Metazoa; Chordata; Actinopteri; Cypriniformes; Danionidae. Gene Ontology annotation, biological process: regulation of intrinsic apoptotic signaling pathway; positive regulation of extrinsic apoptotic signaling pathway; regulation of mitotic cell cycle.
UGAUUUCACACAAUCACACACACUGUAAAUAAUACCCACACUUAUUAGAAAUUUAGCAACGACCUCGGCUUUAACCAGUAUUAUCGGAUUCUUCCCCCCGUGUUUUCGUCUUCGUCUCGAUCGAGAUUGUUUCUAGCCUGUUUGAAGUGCGAAGAGGAGGCGGCUGUCCCUCCAUUAACCGGUAGUAAUGCGGAGUGAGAGCUGACUUGAACUGAGCCCAUCCGACAAUGUCAAAUAAACACCAUCAUCACUAACAGCGCCACGAGAGCUUGACUGGAAUAAUCUCUCUCCAAAUGCCAUCGAAGGCGGACGGCUGAAACCGGGAUAUUUAAACGUCAGCACUUUAUGUCUGUUCAGUCCAUCCAUCCUAUUAAAAAGGUCAUGAAAUCUCCCACUUCCUGGUCAAACUGACCCCAGACGACCCUCUGACGCUUAUCGUGUGUUCCUGUCAUCUUCAACCCACUCCUGCUAUGCAGCCAUGAGCUCUACGCUAUGGAGCCAGGAGAAGCCAGCGGGCAGUUUCCGGGACGAUUGGCGCUUUUACAUUGUGGUGAAGGAAUGCACGGUGGAAAGGCCAGGCCAGAAGACUCUGCGCAUCCCACGCGGCAGCCUAGGUCAGGCCUGCCAGGAGCGCAACAGCCUCGGACGCACAAUCCCAGCCAGCAAAGGUAAACGCAGCCUACGUAUCCUGGACCAGACCAAUGUAGUGGUGAGCGUGGAUGAACGGGAUGUGAUGGAGCUCGAGGAGAAGCUGGCGGAGCUGCUGUUCCCCAUCACAAACUGUGAAGAGCGUUACAGCCUGCUGUGCAACAGGUCGCGUCUGGACAGGGCCCGCGACAUCAACUGUGGGUCAAAAGUUCGAGUGCAGCUUAGGUCAGGUGAUGAGCCUCUUCCAGGCGUUGUCCGCUUUAAAGGAGCUUUGCUGCCUGAUCGAGCGCUGAGUGGGAUCUGGUUUGGUGUCGAACUGCUGGAGGAGGGUCGGGGUCAAGGUUUCACAGAGGGUUCUUAUCAGGGUCAGCAGCUGUUUCGUUGUGAAGAUGAAUGUGGAGUCUUUGUUGCACUGGAUAAACUUGAGCUCUGGGAAGACGAGGAGUUGGAGGUGGAUCGUGUGACGCUGGAGGAUAAUGACCCGGAAGAGGAAGGUGAAGCACCACCGCUGGAGAUCAACUCUCGAGUCUUGGUACAGACUCGGGAAGGACCGGAACGGGGCACUGUUAUUUUCUGUGACCUACUGCCUGGCAAUGAGAGUCUCGGAUACUACGUUGGCGUUGAUAUGGACAAUCCCAUUGGAGACUGGGAUGGGAUCAUCGACGGCAAACAGCUGUGUAAUUUUGCUAGUCUCGAACACACCCGUCUCGUCCCCAUCUGUGAUGUGAUGCCAGAAUACUCCAUGCAGGAUCAGAGGCUGCCCAAAGUCUUUGCCUGCAGGGGUGGCAAUGACAAACCUGUCAGCCAGAGCAAACCAAAGAGCAAAGGGUUAGGCCUGCAGCCUGGCAGCAGGAGCAAGUCUGAGUUUUAUUAUACACUAAAUGGCAGCUCAGUCGAUCACCCUGCCCAGUCCAAAGCCAAAAGCACAUGGUACAUAGAUGAAGUUGGCGAAGAUCCGGCCAAAUCCCUGACAGACACGCCGCCAGACUUCAACCCAAGCUCAUCCCCAUCUCGAGCUCCGCCCACCACCACCUCGCUGUCCAAUGACAACAAGUUCCACUCGCUGCCAUUCAGCUUGAGCCGAAAAGUUGGCCCCAAUGGCAGCAUGAGCCAUGGGCCCCUUUCUCUUUCCGCCGGCUCAGUGAUGGGGGAGCAGCCGGAGCUCCUGUCUGCUGCUACACCUCUGCAGAGGGCUCCAUCACCACCACAAGGCCAGCCAGGGUUAGAGGUUGGGUCAAUGGUGGAGGUCAAAGAGAACCCGCCGCUGUGUGGGGUCAUCCGGUGGGUUGGUGUCCCUCCAGGACUACAAGAGUCACUAGCUGGACUUGAGCUGGAGGAGGAGUGUGUGGGCUGCACUGAUGGUACAUUUAAAGGGAUUCGUUAUUUCACGUGUCCACCAAAGAAAGCUCUGUUUGUCAAACUGAAGUGCUGCAGGCCUGACUCACGGUUUCCUUCCUUACAUCAUUCACCAAACCCCAUAGAGCGAUGCAACUCUAUAGCUUUUGGGGGUUACCUGAGUGAAGUGGUAAAUGAAAACACUCCUCCGCGGACAGAGAAUGAUGGUUUGGAGGUGAUGGUGGGGAAGAAGAAAGGAAUUCAAGGACAUUAUAACUCCUGCUAUCUGGACUCUACAUUGUUCUGUCUUUUCUCCUUUAGUUCUGUGUUGGAUACGGUUCUCCUGAGGCCCAGAUCCAAGACUGAUGUAGAAUAUUAUAAAGAGACCCAAGAGUUACUGCGCACAGAAAUAGUCAAUCCACUACGAAUACAUGGUUACGUGUGCGCCACUAAAAUCAUGAAACUUCGGAGGAUACUGGAGAAAGUGGAGGCGGCGUCUGGAUUCACUUCAGAGGAGAAGGAUCCAGAGGAGUUCCUCAACAUCCUGUUUCAUCACAUCCUGAGAGUUGAUCCUCUUCUCAAACUUCGGUCUGCAGGGCAGAAGGUUCAGGACUGUUACUUCUAUCAAAUCUUCAUGGAUAAGAAAGAUAAAGUGAUGGUGCCUACCAGCCAGCAGCUUCUAGAGUGGUCCUUUAUCAACAGUGAUCUCAAAUUUGCAGAGGCCCCUUCUUGCCUUAUUAUUCAGAUGCCUCGCUUUGGGAAGGACUUUAAAAUGUUUAAUAAGAUCUUCCCUUCUCUGGAGCUUGACAUCACAGAUCUAUUAGACGACACCCCUAGAGAAUGUCGAAUCUGUGGAGGUUUAGCUCUAUAUGAGUGCAGAGAGUGCUAUGAAGAUUAUGACAUCACACCAGGAAAGAUCAAACAGUUCUGUGAAAAGUGCAAUACACAGGUACAUCUGCACCCACGGCGUAAGACUCAUCGGUAUGUGAAGUUAUCAGUCCCCAAAGAGCUGCACGAGUCAGUAUGGAGGCAGGGUUCUUAUCCUCACCAGCAGAUGGAGCUGUUCGCUGUGCUCUGCAUUGAGACCAGCCACUAUGUCGCCUUUGUCAAAUACGGAUCCGCAGACUCGGCCUGGCUGUUCUUCGAUAGCAUGGCUGACCGCGACGGUGGUCAGAAUGGAUUUAACAUCCCACAGGUGUCGCGGUGUCCAGAAGUUGGGGAAUACCUGAAAAUGACUCCUGAGGAACUCCACGCGCUGGACCCAAAAAACAUCCAGGGCUAUGCACGCAGACUUCUCUGUGACGCUUACAUGUGCAUGUACCAGAGUCCCACCAUGAGCCUCUAUAAAUAGAGAGGGAGAAAUGAAGAUGGAGAGAAAGGUAGGGAAUGACCAAGAUGGUGGACUAAGGGGAAAGGAGGAAUAAGUGCUGUGUCGAAGAGAGAAUGAGAAAGAAAAGCAGAAGAGGAACAUCUAGCUGCCUCAUCCUCUCUUCCGCAUCUCUCUCUGUUCAAGGCGCAGGGUAAAUACAGUCACGAGAGCGAACACGAUGUCGAGAGAAUGAACAAAAAAAAAAAGCGUAUUUGCACUGUGUGAGAGCGUAUGUGUUUGUGUGUGUGUGUGUGUGUGUUUUUGUUGAAGUGUUGUUGUUGUUUUCUCUGAGCUCAGACUCUUUGAGGUGGCGUUUUUGCUAUUUAAAUACAGAGGAUCCAUACUCGCUCACCUGACGGCUUCACAUUCAUCAUGUUCCGCCAGAACUGACCCUUCCAAACCGGCAACACAUUCCACUCCUGUAAACCAAGCCUCGGACGAAUGACCAAAACAGGAUGUUUUCCUUCUGUCUGAAUGUCAUCACAAGUCCCAUCUUAUGCACUGCAGCGUCCAGCAUUAAUUAGAGUCCAGACGCACCGUGUGUAGUCCCUGUUUUUUGCCUUUCUCUUUUGCUGUGAAGUCUUUCGUCCGGUGUGUUCACAUGCAGCAGAGCCCUCGACUGCCAUGCACUGGUCUGAACAAUGAGAUUAAGCACAGUUUUUUGGGACAUGAAGAAUAAUAUAAUUGAGCUUUUGCUGAAAUAGGACUUAUUUCAUUUUAUUUUGGUUUUUAUAAAUAUAAAUAUUAUAAUAGUUAUUUUAAAAAUUGCAAAAAAAACAAACAAAAAAAAAGCAGCUCCCCAGGUUAUGCUCGCAAAAUAUAAGUUCAUUAAUUGUUACAGAUACAUUAUGAUAAUAUUCCAAAAGUUAAGAAUUUGCAGUCAAGAAGUAGGUCAUGUUAUAAAGCGCUGAUUUCCAGCAUACGACAUUCUCCGGUUUCAGUCUGAACGCGCUCCUGUUAAACCGCAGUGCUGUUGGCUAAUCUGCAGUAACACUGUUCAUGGAGAAACCGGUUUGAUGAACCAUGCACACGUUUGCUAUGACUUGCCAGUUUGUUUACACACGGCCUGGUUUAAACCGAAGCGUUAUGAAAUGCCACAUGUAUGGGGACUGUUGUUUUUUUAAUCUCUGCUGAUGUAACCGUACACUAUGGGAGAGAUUCUCCGUGAGCGGCUGUAAUGGGAGAAAGGAUGACGACUGGUGUACUUGUGUAAAACGAAGCCAGGUGGACUUUAUUAUCUCUGUGCUGUUCUCUUAAAUGUUAACUAAAUUAAAACGCCAUUUUGAAAACA